Messenger RNA from Exaiptasia diaphana, 1454 nucleotides. RefSeq names its product acidic endochitinase. The transcript has 7 exons. Lineage: Eukaryota; Metazoa; Cnidaria; Anthozoa; Actiniaria; Aiptasiidae. Gene Ontology annotation, biological process: carbohydrate metabolic process. Gene Ontology annotation, cellular component: extracellular region. Gene Ontology annotation, molecular function: chitinase activity. The record is from RefSeq and is a predicted model, not a curated record. The coding region runs from base 87 to 1454 and encodes 455 amino acids.
GUAACACCAUCAUUCUAGUCAAAGUCUUACAGAUGAUAUCAGAUAGAUACUAGAUUAGUGAAAAGUUUAUUAGCUUCAAUUUAGUAAUGUGGUUCAAAGCCGUAAUACUCCUAGUUGCAAUUUUUGAAUGCAAGGCUGCAUCGUUGCGUUCCCACCGGGCUGCCUGUGCUAAUUCAUCCAAGCCACUACUAGUGGGGUACUGGGGACAAAAUGGCGCCGGCCCAACUUUUGGCCAAGCAAAKUAUGAGCGAUCUUUAAAAUGGUUUUGUGAGAACUCCAAGUAUGAUAUUAUCAACGUGGCUUUUCUUGUUACACUUUUCGAUUCUAGGAAUCAAGGUAGCGAGCCUGGUUUAAACUUCGCUUUUCACUGCAGUGGAGGGGUAACACCAAAUCAUCCCACCCUGCUGCGGUGUCCAGGAAUCCAGGAAGGAAUCGAGGCUUGUCAGAAGAAUAAUAAGAAAGUCUUGAUGUCUGUCGGUGGUUCCACCAUGAAUGCUAUUUUGAACGAUGACACACAGGCGAAAAGACAUGCUGGACAUCUAUGGAACUUGUUCCUUGGUGGGGYUGGUACGAACCAUUUAAGACCGUUUGGCAGUGCUGUAAUGGAUGGUGUUGACUUUAACCUGGAAGCUGGGCAACCCAACAAUUUUGGUGCAGUUAUCAAAGAGUUACGAUCCUUAAUGRACACGAACAGCAACAAAUCGUAYCUMAUYACAACAACACCUCARUGUCCAUACCCMGAUCGCAUGCUUGGCCCGGUUAAUGAAAAUACCGCUUUGAAAGAGGCAGGAAAUCUAACAGACUAUGUGUUCGUGCAGUACUAUAAUAACUUUUGCUGGACUGGAAGCAACAGUUUCAACGCCAACUUGGAUCAAUGGCUGGGAUUCUCUACAAGAACAAAUGUUGGAGUCAUGGUUGGGUUGCCUGCGCACACUCGCGCGUCUGGAACUCCAAGCCACCAUCGCAGCGUUCAGGAUGUGAGGACUCUUUGGAAUACAAUAAUGACCAAGCAGGGGGUCAGCGGUUUAAUGCUAUGGGAUGCAUCCUGGGAUCAAAACAACGUCAUCGACAAUCGGAUGUACAGUGAACAUCUCAGAGACAUACUCGAUAAGACACCCACCCAGUGUCCGACAACUACUCAGCCACCGACCACUACCCAGCCACCGACCACUACCCAGCCGCCGACCACUACCCAGCCACCGACCACUACCCAGUCACCGACCACUACCCAGUCACCGACCACUACCCAGCCACCGACCACUACAGAGUCACCGACCACUACCCAGCCACCUACCACUACCCAGCCGCCGACCACUACCCAGCCACCGACCACUACCCAGUCACCGACCACUACCCAGUCACCUACCACUACCCAGUCACCGACCACUACCCAGUCACCUACCACUACCCAGCCACCUACCACUACCCAGCCACCUACCACUACCCAACAAUAA